GUAAACCAAACCGGAUGAAUAAUAAUAAUUAUCAGUUCUUUAUCAGUAUUCUGUUUGGUCGCCUUUUAUAUGUAACUUCAGAUGUUUUAAAUAUAAUCUACAAUAACAUUUAUAAAAUUAUUGCAAAUAAACUAUUGAGAAUACAUAUUAUUAUACCAGAAAAAAAUAUUAUAAAGAAGAGUUAGUUUUCAACAGUGCAAACAAUAUGUGGAAUAUCAAUAUUAGGAUACUUUUUUUAUUUGUUGGAUUUGUAACAAUUGCACUGGCAUCAAGACAAGAUAUAUUGAAUAGCAUACGAAAACACAUCCACGAAUGCCAAAAAGAAAUAAACGUAUCUGAUGAUUUUGUGGCCGAAAUAGGAUCUAAAACUGAAUCUGAUCCAAAGAAAGCUGGCGAAUUUGCCUGGUGCGUCAACAUUAAGACAGGUAUUCAAACUUUGACAGGAGAAUUUGCAGACGAUAAAAUUAAAGAAACUUUUAAAAAUCUUGAGAUAGAUGAAAGUACUGUAAAGAUAAUUCUGUCGAAGUGUAAACUGAAAACAAGCAGCGGAGGAGGAGAAGCAGCUUUGUUUUACUUCCAGUGCUUAAAUGAUGUUGUAGAUUAGUCGAUUAGAUAAACUAUUUAAAAAUAAAUAUUUUUAUAAGUAAAUAAAGUAUAUAAAUAACCAAA
Diabrotica virgifera virgifera (western corn rootworm) is the source of this 669-nucleotide messenger RNA. RefSeq lists its product as uncharacterized. Bases 206 to 604 code for a protein of 132 amino acids. Gene Ontology annotation, molecular function: odorant binding. The record is from RefSeq and is a predicted model, not a curated record. The transcript is spliced from 2 exons. NCBI's taxonomy places the organism in Eukaryota, Metazoa, Arthropoda, Insecta, Coleoptera, Chrysomelidae.